Molecule: messenger RNA, 798 nt
Organism: Rotaria sordida
Lineage: Eukaryota; Metazoa; Rotifera; Eurotatoria; Philodinida; Philodinidae
Source: the annotation of a GenBank genome assembly
AUGUCAACUGUUGUUCAAAAUACGAAAACUUCCGUUCGACGACUCUAUGUUUUAUUAUGUGAAUUUGAGAUUUUAUCUAAAACAAUAUCAACUCGCAAUCUUGGUGUAAAUAUCAUCAUGAGUGAACCGAUGGGUGCCUAUUUUCGCGAUACAACUAAAGGUUGGAUACUUGUUGAUAGUGAUAUUGAUAACUCCAUAUUAGCGAAAAAAUAUUUCGUUGAUCGUGGUUGGACACCACUUUCAGUCGUACUUCCGAUGCAUCGUUUGAAAUAUCAAUUAUCACUCAUUGGCAUAGAACCAGAAAUGAUCAAUUAUAUUAUAUUAAUUCAUACACAUACUGAUCAUACAGGAAAUUUAAAAUAUUUUCCAACUGCAAAAAUCUAUAUUCAAUGUCAAGAAUAUGGAUAUGUAUUUCAAUCACCCGAAAAAUUAAGUUAUGCAAGGUUUCGUGAUGAUUAUGAUAAUCGAUCUGAAACUGAUUGGCUUUUAAUCGAUGGUGAUACGAAUAUUUUAUCUAGUUUGAAUUCGAUUUCGAUACGUGGCCACACACUUGGUCAUCAAUCUGUUCUUGUUCUAUUGCCAAGUGGAACAAGUAUAAUUAUGACAGAUGAUGCUGGUGAUUUACUAGAAAAUUAUGAGAAAGAAAUCUUGCCUGGAGAAUCUGUUGAUGAUACAGUUGCACUUAAAUCAAUUCGACGAUUGAAACAAUUAGCAUCCUUAUCUAAUGCACAUCUAUUUCUUUGUCAUUAUCCAAUUCUUAUACAAACACUAAAGCUUACACCUGACUAUUAUGAUUAA